AAUAUACGUAUGUUAUAAAAACAAUUUUAUUUGAAAAGCAGAGGCAAAUUCAAACAUUUUAGUCUUUUAAUAAACUGUCAUUUUUAUUAUUAUAUGUUAUUAUAACAUUUUUUAAUACUUCAUACAUUCGUAAAUAAUAAGUCAUAGUAAAUACCCUCGAUUGCCUCAAUCCUCUCGCGGAAGAAUUACUUAAAGUUUAUGUCGACAAUAGUUUUUCGUUAUAUGAAAAUAAACGUAAACCUUAUACAUAAACAAUUAAAACAUCAUAAUCUAUCUUCUUUCUAUUCGAAAACUAACGUUAUCGUAUCACUAUAAAUUCCCAUAAAUUCAAAUCAACUUGAAAUGAAUUGUAAGUAUGGUAAAUUUGGAUAGUAACAUUUUUAUUAUAUUCUUCAUUAGGAUAAUCCUAAUCACUUUUUAUUACACAUAUACAUGGCUUAGUUUUCAAAAUACAUUCAACAAAAACAUUAAGUUUACACAGUUUAAACUGCUAGUUAGUACUGUUAUUUAUUUUAUUUAAAUAUUACACUAAUCUUGAUUUUGUUCAUUGCAUUUCUUUUUUACACUUUUUCCUCCCUUGCUUCAUUAAAAAAAUUGUUUAUCCCUCUGCCACAACCAUUGCCAAAAAGAAACUAACAUUAAAAAUAAGAAGACGAAAAUAAUACGUGUUAAUAAGAUGAGAAUUUGUGAUUUAAAAAAUAUAUAUUCAAUAUAAUUAUUAUUGUAAUCCUUUGUACUUAAUCUGCUUUAUUCAUUCCAUUUUUCAUUCAUUAUCGAUUAAGAACGCCAACGAUACGUAUAGAUGUUUUAUUUUGUAGAAAUUUGUUGUACAUUACAUAUAUUGUACGUAGUAUGAUAUAAAAUAUUGUUUAUUUUUUUCAUAACUUGACGUUGCGGAUAAUACCGUUCAAUUAUUGCUUAAAUCUUAAUAUACGAUAGAUAACGCGAAUUCAUGUCUUUCUGAGAUAAUGUAAUGUUGAUGUAAGUGUAUCACGAAAGUGUAAAAAUAAAAUGUUUAAUAAUAAUUCAUACAGAGGUAAUUAGAGAAUGAAAAUUCGAUGUGCGUCAGUCUAGUUAUUACUUUUUACAAUGUACGUAUUUUAUUCUGCACAACGUGGCACGUUGGGUAUUCUUUACGCUUUUCUUAUGAAAUUACGUAAUAUGUUUACGUCUGUUAUAUCGUUUGUGAUAUAAUGCUUAAACUUAUCCUAAAUCGCGAAGAGCACAACAAAACGUUGGAUUUUUUCUCCAAGAUGGGUAUUUUACACUUUACGUGACACGAUAUCCCAUAAGAUGUUAUGCCUGCGCUACAUUUUCUAUAUCAGAACGCUUCUUCACGUAUGAUCACAUUUCACUUCCUGAUAGUAAGUGCUCGAACCAUUGCAUGUCAUAGCUUGGUAAAUAAACAGCAUCGAAACAACUAUUACGUACGCUUAUGUCAGUACGAUCGCUAGCGUUAUGCAAAACCAUAACAAUCCAUGUAACUCGCUAUACAUUUCCAAUAUAUUUUCAUCUUUGCUAAUUGCUAUAGGAAUAUCUACAUAUUUAAGAAUUUUUUAGUAUUGUAAAUUGGCUUUCUCAAGUUUGAGUAUAAUUAUUAGUGAUAAUAUCGACAAGACAAUAAAAUGGCAAAAUAAAAUUGACAAGUGUAGCGUUUGUUAAUUGUCAGUACGUAAUACUAACGUAGUAUAGCGUCCAAUAUAAUUCGUAAUCUGAUAUCCUUGUUUUUUGAAAAUAUAUAUAUAAUAAAUCUCGAUGCGUAACUGUAAGACUUAUUCGAGAUUAAGAGUAGGAAAAAAAGAAAUUUCCUAAUUAUUUGUUACGUAGAUCGGUGAUGUAAGAUAGAAACAGUUACCUGGAAUAUACUGAUUGAUUAGAAAAUAAGAUAUGAUUAUAUAUUUUUAAUAAAUUUGAAGAAUAUUACCGAUUAAUAAUAUAAUUUUUGUUCGAAAUAUUACACGAUGUCAUCGCUCGUUUGCUUUAAUAAUGUUAAAUUAUUGAUUAUCCAGUUAGAUUUAAGAGCAACGAAAGAUAAGAAUUAUUUAAAUUUCCAAUUAACUAAUUUCCUUUAACCUAUGUAUUUAUAUUGACCGUAGACUUGUAGUAUAAUUAUGAAUUUGAUGAAUUACUAAAUUUAAAAUGCGAACUGUAAGGGAGAAUAUAUAGAACUUUCAUUUCUAUAUGGAGCCACGAUUUUCGGGACGUUUUGUAAGAAUCGUAGAAAAGUAAGAUAGUAGAGAAAAAAAAAGAAAAAGUCGUUACGAAAUGUACUACUACAGUGCAUCGUUUAAGUUUAAGUGAACGAUGAUAUCAACCGACGAUCUUACCUAUAAAAGACGAGCAAUUAGGUGAACCAUGGUAUUCGAUGGUUUGCUGCAAAGUGACGGAACAGUUUUUUACGUAUCUUUCGUUAGGCAAUUUAUUCGAUCGAUUUAACUAAGAAAGGUAUUUAAAAAAGGCGAGAUUCGUCCCUGAAAGGGACUUUAUUCCUUUGCCUUGAGUCUGCUGGCAUAAGCCAUAAGGCCCAUAAGCUACCGCGUGAGUACCGAAGGCGGAGGUAGAAGAAAGGUGCAAGUGGAAAUUAUAAAAGAGCGGUCGCAAGCCAAGAGGAAACAGUCUCCUCCAAGUGUUCACCUGUGCAACUACAACUCGGAAUUUCCACCGAAAUUCGAAUAUCGAAAUAUCCGAUAUCGAAAAUUUAAAGCUGCCUGUUGUUGGAGACAAAUCAAAGUUACGAGAUGGGAGCGAUCGAAUGGGUAACCGAGGGCGAUGACUACGAAUGCAGCCUGUCGACGGAAACGCAGAAACUGGCGAAGGAGGAACUCAGAGAAGAUAAAAAUACGAGAGACCAAGCUCUUGAGCAAAUACGUAACUGGAUAAAACUGAAUCCGCGUAUACAAAACUGUCGCCUCGAUGCACAAUUUUUAUUAAGAUUCCUAAGAUGUAAAAAAUUCAACGUUCCGAUGGCGGAAGAGGCGAUCGAAAGGUAUUUGCUGCUGCGCCAAGUUUACCACCCCGCGUUCAAUAACUUGGACAUUACCGAACCAACUAUGGAAGAACUAUUAUCUUUGGGAUAUAUAUUUGCUGCACCUGGACGCGAUGCCAAAGGCCGCCGUGUUAUAAUUGCCAGACCAGGCGUCUUUGAUCCCCAUAAGUAUACCAAUGCCGACAUGUGUAGAAUUCACGCGAUAACAUACGAGUGUUUGAUGGAAGAUGAGGAAAGUCAAGUACGGGGUUUCGUUCAUUUCGCCGAUGGGGCCGGUGUCAGUUUCCCCCAUUUGACACUUUUUACACCGAAGGAGGCGGUCCGCAUCGUGAAGAAUGGCGAGCGAACUAUACCCAUGCGGCAUAAGGAAGUUCACGCGAUUAACACACAUCCUUCUUUGAAAUUCGCGCUUGACUUUGGUAUGUCAUUGAUCUCCGAAAAGAUAAAAAAACGCGUCAAGAUCUACACCAGUCUAGAAGACGCUAUCAACCAUAAAAUGGAUACGAGUAUGUUACCUAAAGAGUAUGGCGGUACGAUGCCAAUGAAAGAAAUGAUUGAACUAUGGAAGAAAGAAUUGCUAGAAAUGAGACCGACGUUAUUGAGCCACGAUAAGAUGAGAGUGUGUUUGGAUUUAUACUCGGAGAAGGCUCGAGAAGGUGCGGUAUCGGCCUUGAAACAAGGCUUUGGUUGUUCCGAUAUCGGUUCCAGUGAUUCCACCAUGUACGGUAUUACGGGUUCUUUCAGAAAGCUCGAAGUCGAUUGAUUAAGAAGUCAUGUUAUUGAUAAUAAUAAACUAUAUAAACGAUAUUUACCAUAUCGAUAGGAUAAAGUUAUCGAUACCUUUGUUGUAGCGAAUUAUCAGAGCUACAACAAGAUACGUUAUCCUAGCGAUUAUUGUAGCUGUAAGAGCUUAUUAAGAUAUUAUUCAGAAAUGUAAAAGAGACAACAAUGAAAUUUCGAUCUCGAUCGACGCGACUAGCUUUUGUGUUCGAUGAAUCUUAAAGUUCGAUAUAUAAAUGAAAUAAUUGUAGUCCCUACACCUU
Molecule: messenger RNA, 4029 nt
Organism: Bombus pyrosoma
Lineage: Eukaryota; Metazoa; Arthropoda; Insecta; Hymenoptera; Apidae
Product: clavesin-2-like
Exons: 7
Coding region: 2739-3749 (336 amino acids)
Cellular component (GO): membrane
Molecular function (GO): phosphatidylinositol bisphosphate binding
Source: RefSeq, a predicted model, not a curated record